AUUUGGAGGCUGAUACGACGAGCAGGGAAUCUGACCCAUCGGUGAACCCUUUGAUUUAAACUGGCUGCUCGACUACCUUUACCCACAACACGACGGGAGGCGGCCACCAAAUUUCCAGCGGCUAUGCAACGUCCCCCCUAUCCUUCGUACUGCACUAUACAGAGCUUAAGGCCUCCGAUGAAGUACGUCGGUCCCCGCGAGUACCAUUCCUGCUCGUCUGGUGCAUAUAUACAUGGUUUUACUUUCCGAAAUGGUCACAUUGACGGUUUUGUCGAGGUCCAUAAUCAUUAGUCCAGCGGGUACGGCCGUUAUGAUUCUCCUCCCACUUACGAGGCCGCCAAGGACACGAAGAGCUCUUCCAGGAAAUCUAGUUUCUACUAGUUACAUUCACCAUCUGGUUUUCGUUUUACCCUUAUACUCAAGUCCUUAUGGAUGUUCUCCGCUCACUAAUAACGGGGGAAUAGUGUAUAGGGGAAGACCAUGGCCCCCUUGGCAAGUGAGGCCUCUACCCAACAGAGAUGUAUCUUUGCUUGCAGCACUCGGCCACUCAAGCCUAGGCACGAGUCCCAUGGGAGCAUACAUAGGUAUCACAAGGACAUCCAAUGCAAUGUCCAGCCCAGGAACACCCAGUCUGACAACGAGGAGGAUUGCCACCUCCGACAUGGCAUUGGCCCUUGGGGUUAUUCUUGGGGUAAGUGUGCUUCUUGUGGCAAGUCCCCGAUAUCCAAAGUGCCGUUGCUACAACAUAGUUAGUCGGUGGACAAACGUCACUUCAACAAGCAGCGCUUGAAACUCACAGUCCACGGUCAGAUUCAUAGCCGGAGAUUGAAUCACAGCCUGUGCCACUUCCGGCGUAAGGGCAUAUUCACAGUCGACCUGCGAUUGGCCGCCGUUAUUGGCGUCACCGAUGAAGAUAUCGAUGUGUUUCUUGCCGUUUUGCCCAUCGUCGAUAUAUGUGGCGCAAUCAUCCUCCAUACGCAGAUACUUCUUCAAGUAGGCUGAAUACACGAUCUCGCAGACCUUAUAUCGUCCCAAUUGUGAAGAUGUGUUAACAUGGUGUUUUCGACCUUACGUAGCUCAAUUACACUGCUUCAUGGAUGUGAUCCUUUAUCAAUUUCUAUCAAUCUGCCUU
This is a messenger RNA of Pseudomassariella vexata, 1132 nucleotides long. RefSeq lists its product as uncharacterized. The record is from RefSeq and is a predicted model, not a curated record. The transcript has 2 exons. Lineage: Eukaryota; Fungi; Ascomycota; Sordariomycetes; Amphisphaeriales; Pseudomassariaceae. Bases 233 to 790 code for a protein of 185 amino acids.